Entelurus aequoreus (snake pipefish) is the source of this 3728-nucleotide messenger RNA. It is a transcript of the gene usp46, whose product is annotated as ubiquitin specific peptidase 46. The coding region runs from base 329 to 1438 and encodes 369 amino acids. NCBI's taxonomy places the organism in Eukaryota, Metazoa, Chordata, Actinopteri, Syngnathiformes, Syngnathidae. The record is from RefSeq and is a predicted model, not a curated record. Gene Ontology annotation, cellular component: cytosol; nucleus. The transcript has 9 exons. Gene Ontology annotation, biological process: protein deubiquitination. Gene Ontology annotation, molecular function: cysteine-type deubiquitinase activity; cysteine-type endopeptidase activity.
UGAACCAAUCAUGUGUCGGAAAGAUGGGCGGGACUACAUGACGUAGGCGCGAUAGCUUUUCCUGGUUGUUUGCUAACACAAAUGUUUCUUUAGCGCUCUGCCGACAUGUUGUAUUUGAAUGGUAUCUCUUUGAAAUAAGUCUUGAGAAUGAAGCCGCUUCCUCUUUGACUUCCAAGGUCCCGGGCUGGCCUAUGGUGGUGGUGUGGGUCUGUGUCGCCGCCGGCUAGCAGUGCGGCCUGUCGCUGCUGCGAAGUCCACUUGUUUGCUGUCGUGACCUCGCUCUCAAGUCAUGUUUGUUUUCCCGAAGAUGGCGGACACUGUGAACUAAAUGACUGUCAGAAACAUCGCCUCCAUUUGUAAUAUGGGCAUCAAUGCCUCCGCUUUGGAGAAAGACAUUGGCCCGGAGCAGUUCCCCAUCAAUGAACACUACUUUGGAUUGGUCAACUUUGGAAACACGUGCUAUUGCAACUCGGUGCUCCAGGCGCUCUACUUCUGCAGGCCCUUCCGUGAGAACGUGCUGGCCUACAAGGCGCAGCAGAAGAAAAAGGAGAACCUUCUCACCUGCCUGGCUGACCUCUUCCACUCCAUCGCCACGCAGAAGAAGAAGGUGGGCGUCAUCCCGCCCAAAAAGUUCAUCUCUCGUCUGCGUAAGGAGAACGAUCUGUUUGAUAACUACAUGCAGCAGGACGCCCACGAGUUCCUCAACUACCUGCUGAACACGGUGGCCGACAUCCUGCAGGAGGAGAAGAAGCAAGAGAAGCAGAAUGGGCGCCUGAAGAACAAUGGCGCUGUCGCCACCACCGAAACAGAGGCGGAGCACAAGACGGAGCCCACCUGGGUCCAUGACAUCUUCCAAGGCACGCUCACCAACGAGACUCGCUGCCUCAACUGCGAAACAGUGAGCAGCAAGGAUGAAGAUUUUCUAGAUCUUUCCGUGGACGUGGAGCAGAAUACAUCAAUAACACACUGUCUCAGGGACUUCAGCAACACGGAGACUCUGUGCAGCGAGCACAAGUACUACUGCGAGACCUGCUGCAGCAAGCAGGAGGCUCAGAAACGCAUGCGUGUGAAGAAGCUGCCCAUGAUCUUAGCGCUGCACCUGAAGAGGUUCAAGUACAUGGAGCAGCUGCAUCGCUACACCAAGCUGUCCUAUCGAGUGGUCUUCCCUCUGGAGCUCCGCCUCUUCAACACGUCCGGGGAUGCUGUCAACCUGGAUCGCAUGUAUGACCUGGUAGCUGUGGUGGUCCACUGUGGCAGCGGUCCAAACCGAGGUCAUUACAUCACCAUCGUGAAGAGUCACGGCUUCUGGCUGCUGUUUGACGAUGACAUCGUGGAGAAAAUAGAAGCCCACGCCAUCGAGGAGUUCUACGGGCUUACCUCAGACAUCUCCAAGAACUCCGAGUCGGGAUACAUCCUCUUCUACCAGUCCAGGGAGUGAGCGGGACUCCGACGACGGCACAGACUCUGUUCUUCCACUGACCUCCCAAGCUGACAAGUGUGUGCCAACCACUACUUGACUUUACUGUCUGGGCUGCACUUUAUCACACAAACUCUCACUCUGUAUUCUUUUUCUUUCAUUCCUCUCACUUUCUAUGCACACUUUUUAUUUCAUGACUUCUUUCCGGUUUGAAGGGUCUCCAUUUUAGCCACUAGCUAACAGCACAAUCACUGUGAUGGCACCUUCUAACCUUCAGACGUUACACCUUCUGUCGCCUUUUUUCUCUAUUUAUUGAACUUAUUUAUUGCUCUCACUUCUAGCGUUGUCCCCAUUAAUUGCUGCACAUCUUUUCCCCAUAUUCUAGCAUUUAAACAUUGAAUCAAUUUGUUAGGUGUCGCUAAGAUCCUCUGAAGUUUGCAGCUACUGUCACUAUUUGCACUUUGAUCUUAUUAUUAUUACCACCCUCUUUCUCAAGAGACAAUUUUGGGGAAAUAUUCUUAAGGACAGAAUCACUACGAAAAGAAAUAGGGCUGUCAAAAUUAAUGAGUUAGCUCAUGGGAUUAAUCACAAGAAAAUAUCACACUUGGAUUAACAAUGCAAUUUAUUUUGAGCAUACAAGUUAUUUUAUACGGAGAGUGAUCGGAUCAAUGCAUACGUCAAAAAUGAGGACAAUCCGACUGGUGUGCUCACUGGUAAAUCACACUCAAAUACAGCCUGAAAAAAACGUAAAACUGUUACCAAGUGCUGUGCAAAUACUUGACAUACAUUACAGGCCAAAAGUUUGGACACACCUUCUCAUUUAAUGUGUUUUCUUUAUUUUCAUGACUAUUUACAUUGUAGAUUGUCACUGAAGGCAUCAAAACUAUGAAUGAACACAUGUGGAGUUAUGUACUUAACAAAACAAAGAUGAAAUUACUGAAAACAUGUUUUAUAUUCUAGUUUCUUCAAAAUAGCCACCUUUUGCUCUGAUUACUUUUUUUGCACACUCUUGACAUUCUCUCAAUGGGCUUCAAGAGGUAGUCACCUGAAAGGGUUUUCACUUCACAGGUGUCAUAGUUUUAAUGCCUUCAGUGACAAUCUACAAUGUAAAUAGUCAUGAAAAUAAAGAAAACGCAUUGAAUGAAGGUGUGUCCACACUAUGGGCCUGCACUGUAUAUAUCCAAGUAAAACGUUCCUGGAUUACACUCUGAGUCUGAAAUUGCAUUUGUGUACAAAUAUUGUGGUCUUUUCUGAAACACAUUUUAAUUGUGAAAGCGAGUAAUCACCUUUGAGUAAUCGUGGUUAACACAAACUCUCAAAUGUGAUUUAAUUUCAUUUAAAAUAUAUAUAUCAUGCGACAGCCCUGAAAACACUUUAUUUUUUUCUCGAAUCGCUAUGACAAAUUAAAUUGCAUGAAACAUUUAAUUUUUUUACUAACAUUUUAAGAAUCAGUUUGGCACCACCUGUUGGUUUGCAUGUAUUAUCAUCUCCAAAGACCACCUGUCAUUUCUUACAUUUAUAAAUUAGGGGAAAAAAAUACAGUCUAAAUGAAUUUGUACCAAGACAUUCUCUACAGCUGUAGGGCGUUGGAGGUCAGCGGGAAUUUGCAGGUUCAAAGCGUGUCGUUACGUAACAAACGUCACCUUUUUAUUUGGAGGGAACCUAGUACAAAGUAGUGCAAUAAUAUUGAAGUGGAGUUUAAUUCUCAGUUCAGAUGCUUUUUCAUGUUGAAUUUAGUGACACACCUGUUGUACCUUGUCUAUCACUUCUGACCUUUAUAUAUGUCAACUACAUUUGUCUUCCAUCUUGUUUUUCGUCUCUCCAUCUCUAAUGACCUGAAUCGUGCUAAAUACUUCUGUUAAUUGAUGGAAUUAAUUCUGCGUCAAACUGGAAAUUAGCAUUUCAAAUGUGUCCUAUUUGUGAGUAGUGGGACUCCUGUGUGUGUGUGUGGUUUUAACAGAAGUGUCCUACUGUCCUCAAAGACUCGGGGCAAAAGUGCCAAACUGGAGUUGAUGUGGAACCUGUAAUAAAAUGUUUGAAGCUCUUUGUACAUAAAGGUAGAAGGAAACGUCUAUGAAAAUACAUAACAUUUUUUUAAAGAUGUCGAACGUGGUAUUUUGCUUCUAACUGUUAAUAGCAGAUACUGUCGCCUGAUUGGCAAAGAUGACGGUAGCGGGGGAAUAAAGACGCAGGCAUAUGUCUUCCAUUUGCUGUCUAUGCACUCACUCUGACUUACUGUGACUGUGGCAGCAGAGAGUGCCACCUGUUGAAGGAAGUGAUGUGUGAUAAUAAAAUAUUUUUUUUUAAAGAA